Chelonus insularis is the source of this 4340-nucleotide messenger RNA. RefSeq names its product chromatin assembly factor 1 subunit A-B-like. Gene Ontology annotation, biological process: nucleosome assembly. Lineage: Eukaryota; Metazoa; Arthropoda; Insecta; Hymenoptera; Braconidae. The transcript is spliced from 6 exons. Bases 309 to 3206 code for a protein of 965 amino acids. The record is from RefSeq and is a predicted model, not a curated record. Gene Ontology annotation, cellular component: CAF-1 complex; nucleus.
UUUUCGCGUGAAACACCGGUGUUUUCCCGCGGAUUUUAUUUCAGAACUUGUAUUAACGGCAAUUUGCUUUUAUUAUAAAUUUAUUAAUGUUAAAAAUGUAUUAUUUAUGAUGAAUUAGCUUUAUAUACGUUUAAAAAGAUACAAUAUUAUACAAAAUUUACAGUUUAUUCUUUAUUACCGAAUAAAAUUAGAAACAUUUUUACAGAUUGUGAAAAAGGUUAUGUGAAAGGCAUAAUUAAAGACACUCUUGUGAAUAUAAUAUUAAUUAAAAGCCUUAAAAUCUAUAGAAAUUACUAGUAGUAUAUAUAAUGGAUAUUUCGAAAGAAAAAGAUGAUUGUGCUGUGUCCCAAGCAACCCCAUCGAAACAAAAAAAAUUAAAGCAAGCUCUAUUACCAUUUCAUACAUUGAGUCCAUCAGAUCCUGAAAAUUUAAAAAACAAAAAAAGAAAAUUGUCAUCUUCAUCUCCAAGUGGAUGUAAGAGUGAGAAAAUAUCAAAAUUAGAAAAAAAAGAAAAUUUACAGAACAUAUCAAUUAAUAAAGAAACAACGGAUGAGUCGAAGGAAAAUGAGAAAGAUCAAGAUGAUUCUAAAGAAAGCGAUGAUGAAAGUAAAGAAAGAAAAAGUGAGGAAAAAAGUGUCAUGAAACCUGAUGCUUUAUUGAAGUAUAUCAAAAGAACUUCACCUUCUGGAACUCUUUUAAAACAGUUUAAUCUCGACAAAAAUGUACCGGUUCUUAUUAUAAAUAGAUGUGAUGAUGAUAUUCGAAAAAGUCAAGAUAGUUCUAGUCAAAAUCAUGCAUUGAACAAUUCUGUUGAUUCAACUAACACUUACGCUAAGGAUUCAAUGAUCGAGACAACUGGAUUGAAUGAUAAAACUUUGUUAGGAAGUAAAGACAUAGAUGUGAGGGAUAGUGGUAGAGGAUCUUCAGAAUCAUGUAAAAUUGAUAAUACAGAUACAGAAACUGAGUCUUCCUCGUCUGAAGAUGAAGAUGAUGAUGAUGAUAAUGAUAAUGAUAAUGAUAGUAAGAAAUCUAACGAUGAUCUAGAUGAAGUGUCUGGCAAAGAAAAUGGCAACAAUAGUAGUCUCGAAAAAACUCCGAAAUCUAGCAAAAAUGCAGAAAAAAAAAAUAAUAUAGUAAGAAGAUUAACACCUAAACAACUUGAGAAACGAAUGGAAAGUGAGAAGAAGAAAGAAGAAAGAAAAAAAUUAAAAGAGGAACGAGAAAAACAACGAAUAGAAGAAAGAAAGGAGCGGAGAGCGAAGAAAGAAGCUGAAAGAGAACAGAAGAGAAAAGAGAAAGAAGAGAAAAAAUUAAAGAAACAAAUGGAAAUUGAACAAAAGCAAGAGGAAAAAGAACGAAAAGAAAAAGCUAAGGAAGAAGAAAGAUUGGAAGCUGAGCGUAAAAAACAAAAGGCUGCCUCAACAUUUAUAAGCUUUUUCGUGCCAAAAAAUCAAGAAGUAAAAUCAGCAGUUGAAGAAAAAAAUAUUUCAGCCUGUAAUUUUAUGCCAUUUGAAAUAAAAGCCGACAUGAAGAUGGCUCCUUGUCGGAGAACGUUCAGUAAUGAUGAAAAAAUUACUUUUGAAGAUCUGUUCUCCAAAAAUAAUGAGGAAAUUGGAAAAUUGUAUAUUGCAGAGUUAAAAAAUGAUAAAAGUAAAAUUCGUCGAUCUGCAAAAACGUGGCCACUUGAAGCGAAAGAUGAUGAAGUGAAAGAUGAGGUGACAAUUAUAGGUGACGAUGUCAUGGAUGAAAAUGUAGAUCAACCGAGUUCUGUAUUACCAAGGCAUCGACCUAAACUACUUUCCUUUAGUGAAAAUCGUCGACCACCGUAUUGGGGUACUUGGAGAAAGAAAAGUAAAAUUGUCAAUCCUCGUCGGCCAUUUGCUAAGGAUUCGCAAUAUUUUGACUAUGAAGUUGAUUCUGAUGAAGAGUGGGAAGAAGAAGAGCCUGGAGAGUCACUACAUGGUUCAGAUGAUGAAAAGGAUAAAGAGGAAGAUGGUACUGAUGACUAUGUUGUGGAUAACGAAUUCAUGGUUCCCCAUGGAUAUUUGUCAGAUGAAGAAAUUAGCGAAAGUGUGUCUCCAGAGACUCAGAAAUGCAAGCUACAAAUUCUGAAAGAACAAUUUGAGGCAGAGAUGAAAGAAAAGACGUCAAAAGUUAAGCCACAAAUCAUUGGUAUGAUAUGGCAAGGUCCUCUCAAUUCUUAUCCAGAAGAAAUGAAUCCAAGUGUCCUUAAUUUCUUGAAAAUGCGGCAAGUUUGGAUUAAAGAAACUCCAAUAAUUUUGGAAGCCUUAGCUAAUUCUAAUUCAUCGAAUACCGAAGCACCAUCAAGUGCGAAGAAAGAUAAAGAAAAAACCCCAGGACCUAAAAAAAUGAGAUGUCCAGAUGAAGCAGUGCCUGACUUGAUUCGUUUGUUACAUGGAAAUACUAACGGUCGAUCAUUCCUUAUUAAAGAAUUUAUGACGUACUGGGAGCGAAAGCAUCCCGCGGAAGAGCAAAAAUUAACUCAAAUUAGUGUUGGGAAAAAAAUUCGAGAACUUGCAACACGCAUGUUAUGCCCAGAAAAGGGUCCAAUGUAUUUAAAAAGAUGUUGGAUGGUAUCUGAAGAAAUUCGUAAAAAAUAUGGAGUGGAAGAAUUGACUUUACCUAACAAGUGGUUAUACGAGUUAACACCUAUGAGAAAAAGCAAAGUAACUGAAACAGCAGAGCCUGCUGAAAAAAUAGAAAAAGAAGUCGAUCGUGAAAAGGAGAAAGAUCAGAAAAAUAAAGAAAAAGAAAAGAAGACCACACCAUUGAUUACGCAGUUUACAAAGAAAAUUACCCAGGAAGAGAUGAAGAAGCAGUUGUCAGUGAAAUCUGUUCCUCCUCUGACACCAAAGCCUUCAGUUAUUCCAAAUAAACCAGGUAAGAGAGUGGCUCUGAUUUCUGUUCCAAGGGGUGGGCAAUUCCCCAAAUCUUCUACUAUCAGCAUAUCUUCGAAAGUGUCACAGGAGACCCCAAAUCUAGAACGUCCGGGUAGCUCAAAUUCACCAAUUAUGAUUGAUGAUUUACCAGAAAGAAAUACUCCAAUAUCACAACAAACUGAUCAUCACGUUUUGGAAACACAAGAAACAUGUAAUCUUAGUGGCGAUAAAAAUUCAGUUAAGGAAAAUCAAUCUACUGAAUUAAAUAAUAAGCCAGACCAAAUGGAACUGAAAGAAAAUAAAUAAUUAUUUCGAAAACGUACUUUAAUAAUGGUUUUAAAAUGAAAAAAAAACAUCAAAAUUAAAAAAACUCCUCAAUGCCGUGCAGUAGUUUUAACAAAACUUUGGAAUCUUAACACAUUGCGUGUGAGACUGCAAUAGAAUCGACAACUCUUCGUCUUUUGCCAUUAUAACAUCGGUGGGAAUCAAUGCGAUUAUUAUCGUACACGAUAAUCGAGUAAUAAAUCGAACCACGACGUUGCACGUAUUCUCUCCCUUUCUCAUGAUUUUCUUGUUCUCUAACAAUCUUUGAAGAUUGAUACAUCGAUAUGGUUUUUCAUCAUAAUUUUGACCAUAAUUUAUUUAUAAGACUUCAAAAAACAAAAUAAUAUUUUUCAAAAAACUCGAUUCGUAAUAGAUAUAAAUAACAUAUUUUUAGAAAAUCUAUAUUAAGUAUUAUAUAUAUGUGUAUUCAAAUUCAUAAUCAUUCAUUCAAAAUGUUGCCGACUUAAUAGAUAAAUUUUAUAAAUGGAUUUUACAGUGCAUACAUACCUCCAAAAGCCUGAAAUUGUUGUGAUAAUCGUUUUUGUACUAUUAUUUUUAUUAUUAUUCAAUGACAACUAGUAAGUGCCUUAACUGCCUUUUUAUAGUUAUAUUGUAAUAAAUAAUGGAAAUAGGGAUGUAUGUGUAUUUUCAUGUUAUUUGAAAGAGUGUAGGUAUAAAUGCAAAAAAGAUGAUAUUUUUCUAUAUCGUUUGGAUUAUUCUUUUAAAUACUCUAUUACAUUUGCGUACUUGCUUUAUUUUUAUGUCAUACAUAUAUUAUUGUAUUAUACAAUCGAAUGAUCAAACAACUGAUUUUUUUUAUUUUAAAAAAUUGUUGAAAUAGAAUAGAUGUCUCAUCUAUGACAAUUGAAAAUAUCAAAUUAUAUUAAGUAUAAAUUCUAGACUUUUUUUAUUGAAAUGUCUAAUUUAUCCAUAAUUAAAUUACUUACUAAUUGUAAGUUUUAUGAAGGUGGUAAUUGAAUUGCAAAAGUAGGAUUUAUUUCCUAGGACCAUAAAAUGAAAAGAUUAACUACUGAUAAGUGCUGGUUCUAUCUAUGGUAUUUAAAGUAUGUUGAGCAAUGUAUAUAAUAAAAAAAACAAUUGGUUGUUAUAGAUGAA